AUGGGGAGACACUCUUGCUGUUACAAACAAAAGCUGAGAAAAGGGCUUUGGUCUCCUGAAGAAGACGAGAAGCUUCUCAACUACAUCACCUAUCACGGUCAUGGUUGCUGGAGCUCUGUUCCUAAACUUGCCGGUUUGCAGAGAUGUGGUAAAAGUUGCAGACUGAGAUGGAUCAAUUACUUGAGACCUGAUUUAAAGAGAGGAGCUUUCUCACCAGAAGAAGAGAAUCUCAUCGUCGAGCUUCAUGCAGUCCUUGGAAAUAGAUGGUCACAGAUUGCAGCAAGACUUCCGGGUAGAACCGACAACGAGAUCAAGAACCUAUGGAACUCAAAUAUAAAGAAGAAACUGAAAGAAAGAGGCAUUGAUCCAAACACACACAAACCCAUCUCAGAAGUUAACAAAGACAAACCAACAACAAGCAGCAACGACCACAAGUCUCUUAGUGCCUCCUCUGCAACUAACCAUGACUUCUUCCUCGAAAGGCCAUCUGAUUUCUUCGACUGCUUUGGUCCUCAGAAGCUUAACAACUUCAACCCCAACCUCGGACUCUCCGUUGAUUCUUCUUUCUGCUCCAUGAUUCCGGCGCAGUCUAGCCCCGGAAACAUGGUUGGUUCUGUGUUUCAGACACCCUCUUGUGUCAAGCCUUCAAUUAGUCUUCCUCCGGACAACAGUUCGAGUACUGAUCAUGCAGCACCUAACUGUGAGUUUCAGACAAACAACACCUCGAGUUUCACCGACAAUGGUGGAUUCACAUGGUUAGUCCCAGAUUCUUCUCCUUCUCUAGUCAAACCUAAUCAUAACUUCGAGGAAUUGAAAUGGUCAGAGGAUUCGAACACACCGUUCUUCAAUGGGAGCACUGAACAGAGUCAAAUCUCUCUGCCGAUCUUCAUCAAAUUAGAGGCAGAUUACUUAGCCAAUGUUUCAAGCUUGACAGAUCCUUGGAGUCAAAGCCAGAACGAGAGUUUGAGCACACCUGAAGCUAGUGACGUGUUUUGCAAGGAUCUUCAGAGGAUGCCUGUCUCUUUUGGUCAGUCCCUUUAG
Eruca vesicaria subsp. sativa (arugula) is the source of this 1041-nucleotide messenger RNA. NCBI's taxonomy places the organism in Eukaryota, Viridiplantae, Streptophyta, Magnoliopsida, Brassicales, Brassicaceae. The record is from the annotation of a GenBank genome assembly.